UCUAUCUAUCUAGCAAAUUAUUAUGUUUUUUUUAAUGAAACGACUAACUGGGAAAGACUAAUAACCUUCACUUGUGUGUUUAGAAUUGACAAACUGAGAAAAUGGAGAAGAGCUUCACUCUAGUUCAGACGGUCCUCACUGCCGGAGUUUUCUCUGCCGUUUCCCUCUGGUAUGGAUUCAUGUUCGGAAGAGAAUCUGCUCGAAAAGAGCUCGGCGAUGUGAUUGAAAAUCUUCGCCGUGGAGACCAAGACCAAAAUCCUCCUCCGCCACAUUCUUGAUUCCAACUUGCUCCCUGUUGACUAUGAUUCAGCCACUUAAGAGGACUGACUUAUGUGGCAUCUUACCUGUCAUCUUUAGUUAAGUUAGUUGGAGUCUUAUGCCUAUAUAUAUAUUGCCUUUGUAAAGGGGCUUGGGUACUGAGAGAGUUUUAGACACUUAAACACUUUGUGAGAGAGUUUUGUAACAGAGAGAUUUAGAAGAGUAAAUUGAGACAAGUCUCAUUGGUGUAAAGAUCUCUGUAUUGUAAUACUCUAUUGAUCAAUAAAGUAAGCCAUUAUUGUGGCUGUUCGGACCCUUGGAUGUAGGCUCUUAAUUGAGCUGAACCAAGUAAAUUCUUGUGCAUUUUGUUCUACUGUUUUAUCUAGUUCUAUUGUUUGUUGUUUCUCAACACUCCUACAGUUAAAAUUUUCUUGCCACCAAAGAGGGAAUGCUGUACAUUUUCGUACCUGAAUACUGCUCCAUGCUUAAUUUUCUUUUAGCUCCUCAGUUUUUGUUAUAGAACACAGCUAGUCAUGUAUUCCCAUUUUGCAAUGAAAAUGGAUCUUGAUGGGUUCUUUUUGUUUUUGUACUAUAUCAUGUUAUGGGCUGUUUAUGUACCUGAUAUAUUGUUUAAAUCUACACAAUUGUUGCUGAAGAUUAUUCUUGUUAGUUC
Molecule: messenger RNA, 931 nt
Organism: Humulus lupulus (European hop)
Lineage: Eukaryota; Viridiplantae; Streptophyta; Magnoliopsida; Rosales; Cannabaceae
Exons: 3
Coding region: 102-278 (58 amino acids)
Source: RefSeq, a predicted model, not a curated record